Messenger RNA from Paramecium sonneborni, 1776 nucleotides. Lineage: Eukaryota; Ciliophora; Oligohymenophorea; Peniculida; Parameciidae. The record is from the annotation of a GenBank genome assembly.
AUGCUUGUGCAUGAAGACAAUAAUUAAAAUGGUCCUGAUGAAUUGAAAUAGUUGACUUAUGAUGAAGCAUUAACUUAAGUUGGUGGUGCAGGGUUAUAUUAAAAAAGAGCAUUUCUGAUAUUUGGUUUAUAGUGGAUGAUUACAAAGUAUGACUAGAAUUCCACAUUUUUAGUUGGAUAUUAUUUUCACCAGUUUUCUUUUUUAUAGAACCCACAGUUGAUUGUAAAUACAAUGGAGAAUGUUUGAGUGAAUGUACUUCUGAAUCAUUAGACGAGAAAUGUCUAAAUUAUGUUUGCGUAUAUUAUAUGAUUGAUGUAGGGUGAUUCUGAACGUAGAGAGUUUGUUAUUGGCGAAUCACUAAAUACAGCUUUUAAUGCUUUGUUACCUUGUAACAAAUAACUGCAAUCAAUUAUAAAAUCUAUUGUAUAUAUUGGAUCUUUAUCUGGAUUUUUUGUUUUUUCAUUUAUUGCAGAUAAUUAUGGACGUAAAUUGGCUCUUUCUAUAUCUUGGGGUAUGGCAACUUUAGGUUCACUCUUACUGGCUGUAUAUAAUUUAAUUAUAAAAAGUUUGCUAUGAAUUAUUCAAUGAUAGCCAUCGGAAUAUUUCUAUUAGGUUUUGGAGGGAAUCCAGCAAUAACUGUACAUUAUUCAUUUAUUAAUGAACAUUCACGUAAUCAUUGAAAAUAUAUUAUUAUAGAAGGUCAUUUUAGAGAAUUUUAGAAUGUUGGAGUAUAGGUAUUUUUUGGUGUUGGAGAAUUUACAAUAAUAACCUUAGCCUAUUUUAUAACUAAAUGGAGAUGGUUAGCAAUAUCAGUUGCAAUACCAACAGUUUUAUUAAAUCUUUGUAAUUUUCUGAUUUUUGAAUCUCCUUAAUUUCUAUACUCAAAAAACAAGAAAAAAUGUGUCAAGAUUCUUAAUUAAAUAGCUAAAAUAAAUGGAACAUAACCACUUGCAAUAAACGAUUUAAUAUCAAAUCCAUAAAGUAAGGAGAAUAAUUCAAGAGUUUAUACUGUUUGGGAUUUAUUGAAAUAUAAAUCAUUAAGAUAUGUAUUUUUUGCAGGAUUAAUGAUGUUCUUUGCUAUUUAAGUAACUUAUUAUGGAAUUAGUUUUGUUAGUGAUUAAUUAGGUCUAGAUUUCUUUCUUAGUAAUUUCAUUAUUGCAUUCUUUGAACUCUUAGCUUAUGCAACAACAGGUAUAAUAUCUUUUUAUCUUUAGAUUUCUUUAUAACUAAAUUGAAAAGAAAGAAAAAUAUUAUAGGUGGUUUCUUUAUUGUAGGAUUUAUGAGUCUAUACUUUAUAUUCAAAAGUGAUCAUAUUUUAUAUAGAGUAUUUCAAGGCAUUUUAGCAGGAGUAUUUACUUUUUAUAUUUAAUAAAUAGUUAAUGAGAUUUUUAAUCUGUGUUGUUUGGGCAUUAGGAUAUGUUUAUGUAUCUGAAUUAUUUCCAUCCGUAGUUAGAUCUUUAGCUUUAUGUUUGAUAUCAGCUGGAGGUUCAUUAGGAAGUAUUGUUUAAGCAUUCCUAAUUAAUAUUUGUGCUUCAAUUAAUAUUCAUCCUAUGGUUGCUUUUGGAUUUAUUGCAUUUUUAUGUUCAUUGCUUUUAUUUCCUUUAAGAGAAACUUUGCAUUAACCUUUAUUAGAAAAAAUAGAAGAAGAUAAGGAUAGAAUCAGAAAGAGCAUGCUUUAAGUCAAUGAAUCAGAAGAAAUUACAACAUCUAUUCCUACUCUUAAUAGUAAAGAAAAAUGAGAUUUGUUAAUUUCUAUUUGUUUAUUAUUAAAUAAAU